Messenger RNA from Penicillium malachiteum, 1605 nucleotides. RefSeq names its product MFS general substrate transporter. The coding region runs from base 1 to 1605 and encodes 534 amino acids. The transcript has 2 exons. Gene Ontology annotation, molecular function: transmembrane transporter activity. The record is from RefSeq and is a predicted model, not a curated record. Lineage: Eukaryota; Fungi; Ascomycota; Eurotiomycetes; Eurotiales; Aspergillaceae. Gene Ontology annotation, biological process: transmembrane transport.
AUGUCUGAGCCCAAGGAGAGUCCACCCCAAUUUACAGAUAGUGGCGCCGACUCGGAGUCCUCAUCUCCAGAUCUCUCCCAUGAUGGCCUUGUUCCAACCGUACGAAAAGCCGAACAUGGUGGCAUCGAAGAUGGUCCUUACGAACUGAAAGAGAAUGAUUGCUACGACGCAUUGGCCUAUUCCUGGCCUCGAUGGAAGAAAUGGACAUAUCUUGCAGCCGUGGCCUGUGUACAGGUAUCCAUGAACUUCAAUACCUCAGUUUUUCCAAAUGCUGUUUCGCCACUUUCGGAAGCUUUCGACGUUAGUGAACAGGAAGUUCGAACUGGACAGAUGGCUUACCUUGUGACUUAUUCUAUUGGAUGCGAACUCUGGGCACCAUGGAGUGAAGAGUUUGGUCGCUGGCCCAUUCUCCAGCUCUCCAUGUUCCUCAUCAACAUCUGGCAAUUCAUUGCGGCAUGGGCCCCGAAUUGGGGGAGCAUUGUUGUCGCUCGUGCUCUAGGUGGAAUUUCCACUGCCGGUGGCAGUGUCACUCUCGGCUUGAUCGCUGAUGUUUACGAGCCUGACUCUCAACAAUUUCCUCUUGCUUUCAUCGUCCUCUCUUCUUGCAUUGGUACCAGUAUUGGUGGUGUUAUCGGUGGUCCAAUCGAACGAUUCCUUAGCUGGCAAUGGUUCUUCUGGAUCCAGCUCAUUUUCGGCGCUACCGUACAAGCUAUUAUCUUUUUUAUGCCCGAAAGUCGCUCAACAAUCCUCAUCGAUCGAGAAGCCAAGCGCCGCCGCAAAACCGGAGAAGACCCCAAUUGUUACGGACCUAACGAACUCAAGAAACCUCGCAUUUCCCUGAAAGAGGCCGGCAAGAUCUGGAUGCGACCCUUCCACAUGCUGCUGCGCGAGCCUAUUGUUUUCUGUCUGUCUCUGCUAUCCGGAUUUUCCGACGCUCUGAUCUUCACCUUCCUGGAGAGCUUCACAAUUGUCUAUGCGGAUGGCUGGGAUUUCGGUAUUUUGGCAAUUGCCUGGGCUGUCAUUCCAAUCAACCUCGCCUACUUCCUCGCCUAUUUCUCCUACUUCCCCUGGUUCUGGCGAGAUGAGUAUAUUCGCAAGAAGCACGGAAACGAUGCCCUGGUACCUGAGCGUCGCCUAAAAUGGCUUCUUUGGCUGGCACCAUUCGAGCCGAUCGGGUUAUUCGGUUUUGCCUGGACAUCUUUUGGAAAGGCACGUGGUAUCCCAUGGAUCGCAUCUAUGAUUUUCUCAACAAUGGUAGGAAUUGCAAAUUUUGCCAUUUACCUUUCAUCGGUGGAUUACAUGAUCGCUGCCUACGGUGUAUACUCCGCUUCAGCAUGCGGUGGUAAUGCCUUUGCUCGUGAUCUUCUGGCUGGUAUCUCUGCGAUGUACGCCACACCCAUGUAUACCAAUAUUGGUAGCAAGUGGCAUGUGGAGUAUGCCAGUACUGUGCUGGCUUGUCUUUCCUGCCUGGUCGUCGCUCCUAUAUACGUCUUCUACUGGAAGGGUCCUCAGAUCCGUGAUAGGAGCAAGUUUGCUAAGUCACUCGCUGCUGAUCGGAAGGACAAUGGUGGUCGACGAGUCAGCAAACCCUCAAUUGAACCUUGA